AUGCAGGUUGAGGCUACCGGAGACAGCGACGCCCCAGAUCAGCAGGAGGCUACCGGAGACAGCGACGCCCAGGAUCAGCAAGAGGAUGCCAGAGACAAAGAAGAAUCAAUCCUGGGCAAUUUGAGCCCAGAGUCAGAUGAUGUUUCCACCAUGAACACAGAGGAGUACGAUCGAGCCAUGAAAGAGUUGACGGAUGAGGAGGCAGCUGAAGCGGAAUCCGCUCCGCCUAAACAGGUCCUUGCAACCAUAACUGGGCUGGAGCAGGAAACUGAAGAAGAAACUCCGACCGCCGUCGGACUCCGGGAUCCGUCCACUUCGGAGACUCCGCCGUCGCGGCCUCUCUACCACGUCGCGCCGGAACCCGGAGAAGGACACAUCUCCGGCCACACGGAAUACUUGACCGCAGAUGAGCUCGUCGAACAGGCCGGCCGGGGUGCCAUCGACCACUCGGAAAUCCUCAACAAACCCAUAACUCCGGACGAAGCUGCCAAUCCUGAAGUUCUAGAAGCGAAAAGAAAGGAGAUGCUGGCAACCGCCCAAGUAUUUGCCAACACUGCAGCAGCAAUGUUGGAAGAAAGGCAAGAGGCAGGAGCAGUGAUGGAAAGUUUCCUCAAGAGAGAGCGUGAAGCCGCAAAAUGCUUGGAAGAAGCUAAGAAACUCCGAGCGCGAUGGGAAACCAUGAUGGAGGACGCUAGUAAGGAGGCAGAUAGAAUCCGCCGGGAGGCCAUUGGCCCUCGAAAGAUCAACUUUGCAACUCCCACGAACCAGCAGCCGCUCACCACUCCAAAGGACAAUAUGAAGAAAGUUGCGGAGAUCUUGGCCAAGCAAGAUGAGGAAAUCGACAUCGCACACCUCCGCACGCUGGUAGCUUCAGCAAUGAAGCAGCAGAGAUGA
Messenger RNA from Lolium perenne, 894 nucleotides. Lineage: Eukaryota; Viridiplantae; Streptophyta; Magnoliopsida; Poales; Poaceae. The record is from RefSeq and is a predicted model, not a curated record.